AAUUUAUAUUCCUGUGCUCGUAGUUAUUCAGAUUUUAAAAAUAAAAUAUUAUUAAUUUAAUGUAUCAUCCAGAAACAGUAUAAUAAGAAGCAUAAAGAUAAAAUAGUUCUGUGUUAUAAAAAUAUUAAGUCAUGUUUAAACAAUAGGUGUGCUAUUUCAAUUACUUUUUGUUCUACGUCGGGGUUGUUAUCCAUAAAUAAAAUAAAUAAUAAACAUUAAAAUGCAAAGUAGAAACGAUUCACUUUCUGUCCUUGGCCCCACGAUAAGCGGGUCUCCAGCAGUACUUCUAACACCAGGAAGAACGAGAAAUAUCGCUCAAGAUAUGGAAGCUCUAAGGUUAUCAAGGCAAGAUAACCCGUAUUUACAGCAGGUUAUGGCAAGCAGAGAGAGUCUAAUAGAAAGUCAUCAUGAUGAAUGCGAAUCAGAUGAUACUAUAUUAAUGUCACAGGAAUUUGGUAGUGCACCUCUUGAUUUUGUAGAAGAUGAUCCUCUGACACUGAAAGAGGUUCAUGAACAUAUGAUAAGAUCACCACCUCCUACCAGUUGCUGGCCACAAGAUAAUCUGUCUAACCGAGCGUCCAGUGCAUUUGAUUUCGGAGUGGACAGUCCAGUCUCAUAUAGUGCUUAUUCAGUCAAUUCUCAGGAAAAGGAACUUCUCGGAUCCAGGUCUCCACGUCGUGGCACCCGGUGUGAUGAGACGAAAAACAAUAAUACCAGUAGACCUCGAUCUUCUAGAUCAGUAUCACCGCGAGCUCAUGAUAUAACGCUUUGUGGAAGACCACUGUCGUUACCAGGGGAAACCCACUUGCGUACAGCAUUGAAUAAAAAGCCGAGUCAGCAAGAUAGAUUUUCGAUUCUCCAACCACGCCCUAUUCGAAGACCUCACACCAAACGGUCAGAUGACAGUGUCCAACUAGUGCCGGACUGCGAUAAGUAACUCGUGACCAAAUUGAAUAUAUUGAACAUUGAAAUAAAAAAGCAAUUUACAACUACGUCUACAGACUUUACCGGUUAUUUUACGGUAUGUAAAACCGGAACGUUAAGCGGAAUGCGUAGAAAAUCGCUUCCGCAAUAUAGUUAGUUAGAAUAAUAUUCAGAGUACUAGUUAGUACUAUUUUAAUUCAGUUUGUUACAUUUACGAAUACAUUUUUUAAAUAAUCUGAAAACCAGCAUUUUUAAAAGUUCACGAUUUUUUUUGUUGUUUAGCAAAAACAUAUUUGCUAUGGGCUCUGAUAUAUAAGCCAAUACCAAUUUACGAUUAGCAGGAUUGUUUUUUUUAAAUCAUAAUGACGGUCAAAUACUCAGAAAAGAUCCAAGUGUUUUAAGUAUGUAUAAAUGCUUUUUUAUUUCAAUAUUUGUAUGUUGACGAUGUAUUUCUUAAAUGUUUGUGAUACAUGUGAAGUGUUUACAAAUUCAUUCAAUGUUUUGACAGUAAGCAUUGUUAAGAUUCCUGUCAUCUGUCAAAUUGACAGCUGACAGAUUGUAAUGUAUGUGCAGUCCUUAGAUUUCUAAUCUUUGUUUUCAAAUUUUUUUGUUGAGGUAUUUCGCGACAUUCUUGCUGGACAAGAAUUAUCCAAUAUCAUUUUCUAAGUGUAGCAAUUCACGUAAUACGUAUAAUCAAUAGGAUUUUAUAAGUACUUAACACAAGAAUCCAAAAUAAACAUUUAGACUUUUCCAAUGUAGAAUAAGAGGUAACAUCGAUCUAAAUUUAGGAAGGUAGGUAGGAAUUUAUAAGUAGUUAAAAACAUAUAAUAUUGCUCAUUUUUAUUUGUUUGGAGCUUUUUGAAAUUGUUUUUAUUUCAACACAUUCAAUACAAUGUUCAAGUGGAUUUUACAAUUGUCUAAAUUCAAUUCAAUUUAAGAUCCUUUUAGAAGAAAAGUCAAUAUAAGGAACAUAGAUAUUCUAUGAAUUUUUCAAUUAAAGCAUAGGACAAUUUAGAUUAAAAACCUACGUGUCUUAGAAACGCAUAGUAAUUGGUAGUUUUUAAAGGUUAGAGGCAUAAUGUUAUUCAGAGCCAUAAAGAGCUUGCCUUACAUGAAUUCAUAAACGAAAAGAACCUCAGAUAGUUAUUUAAUGUGACAAAACAUUAUUUAACUAAUUAAGGUUUAUAGUACUUUUAUGAAUACUACUAAAUUUAAAUAUAUUGAGAAUUCGUGUAGGGACAUUCAGGGAGAAAUAUGAAGCGUAUAUUACGAUUCAGGCCAUCUGUUGAAUCACACUGUUUAGUAUAAAAUAUAACAAGCUAUUUAACUGCGAACUAUUGAAAAUAGGUAUAAUAGGUUUGGUCACUUGUUAAAACACUCAAACAAGUAUAAACAAUGGAGGAGUCAAAUGCGUUUUACGCGAAAAUAUGAGUACAAUAGUUGCCGUAACGUAUAUCGCAAUUAAAUAAUAAAUUAUAGUGAUAAUUAACUAAAAUUAACACAAAUUGUAAACUCUUUUAAUUGAUCUAAACAUUUUAAAUCUAAGUCCCAUUCUUUAGAACUUGUUAAAAUAUUUCACUUUUGAGAAGUCACAAUUUGUUUAUGCCUUAAAAUAAAAGACAAUGUUUCUGGCAAUAGGCAAUGUAUAUUGUCAAUAUGACGUCACUCGAUUUAACGUCAAACUAGCUAAACCGUCAAAUGGGUCAUUUGAUAAGAUUCAAAAAAAGAAAUGUUUAGUAUUGGCUUUAAAAAAUCUAAUUAGACAUUCAUAAUUUCAAGAACCCGCCAAAACGCGACGCUUCAAGAUGGCGUCCCACCUGUCUCUAUGACGUACCAUUUGUGUAAGCACGUAAACAAAUGUCAAGCUUUCAUUCUUAAAUUACAUAUAUUACGAUCCAAGACGAUCUCCGACAAAAUUAAAAGCCAAGUAGUAUUAGGUUUACAUAUGCGAAAACAUUAUUGACGUUCUAUGUAACGUGACAGACGUAUAUAGAUAUAUUAUGAUUUCUUUGAUAAAUCAAUGAUUUGUGAUGCCUAUAACUCGAAUGUGUUUUCUAACGUUUCAAUCCAUCUAAGGAUCACUCUUUAUAACGCCUGAAAAUGCGCAAUGGAGUUACAGUAUUUUUGACAUAACAAACUAUAAAUAGUCAAAACGUGUGACAGGAAGUGGAAAUUCAAAAAUAUGUCUUCUGUUUAUCAUUAGAGCAUACUCUAUUUUAUAAAAAAAAACUUUAUAUUGUUUAACCCUCUUCAUUUGUAUAUAAUCUAUGUAUGUUAUAGGUACAAAAUUUUACUUUUAAUGUUACGUCCUCAUAAUGUUUAUAUUGUUGUAUAUUUUUGACAUGAUUUCUAUCCUUAUGUAGUGUAAAAUAUAAGCUUCGAAUAUGAUAAUUCGUUAAGUAGAUUAUUAAUGUGUAAACUAAUAAAAAAUACACUUAUAAAACGUUCUAUUUAAGAGCUUUUUGGUAUAUCUAAUAAAACAUAUACAGUCCACGCAAAAACGUUUGACGCCUGCUAUGUAACUUUCUACAGCGGUCCCAAUUUCAAAUGUUGCGUUUACCAAGCAAUCCCAGCAAUACCAUGUUCACCAGCUCGUCAUCAGUGAAGGCACGUUCGAAUUUGGGUACCAUAUUGAAGUGGGGAUCGCUAGUCGACGACUGACUGGUCAGUACGGUCCCCAAAACAUUCGAUUUCUCUUGUACUAUGAAUAUUUUUCUUCUGUUAAAUUUGUUUCUGAUCUUUAUAAGUUACAAUAUAUAUACACUGCAUUAUCCGUUGUAAUAUUUAUAACUCACAAUAGAUAGGUUAAGGUAACAGUACACGGUUAUUUAGUACAUAAGGUUUUAUUAUGUUCAGACUAUUAUUCGAUGAGAAAAAGUUGGCUUUUAAUUCGCUAAGAAUAAAUUACAAAUGGAAAUUGUAAAGAAUUAAAUAAAAUUUUCAUGUACAGGACGGAAAAUUAAUUUAGUCUGAACAAUGAGUAUAUGCCCGCUGUUAACGAAACGUACGAGUGUACGCGUAUACCACGUGUAAACUAUAGUUUUUCAAAAGUUUGGCAUUGUUGAUGGCCAAUUUGUUAAUAACGCGACUUCGUCUGCGCAGGAUUAGUAUUUAGAAGAAUGUUAGCGUAGCGUAGAAAAAAAACUACUAAAGGUAUUGACUAUUCAAGAUAAACAUUUCCAUCAAACAUUAGAGUUUCACAUAUUAUGUAUAUGUGAAACUCUAGGUUUUGGUAGUAGACUUUUUCCUACUUAUUUGAUAUUUUGGACAAUUCACACAAUAUCUUUAUAAAUUGUAGCCGUUUAUUAUAUACAUUCAGUAGUUUUUACGUGAAAGAGUAACAAAUAUCACGUUUAUUAUAUUCGUAGGAUAUGCAUAAUGUGUAUAUGUGCUGAAACAAAGCUGUAACAGCGGGCAGGAGACUCUUAGCAGCUAAGAAAUAAUUAAGCUAAUACAUAAGUCACUAUCUGGUGCCAUUAUAACAUUUAUUUAAGCCAUUGUUAACCUGGUUUCCUUGUUCUAGUAUGUUCCAUUAUGCUGCGAUAUUAAUUUUAACGCUAAGUUUUCGGGACAAUCGCAGGUCGAUGUCCAAUAAGUAAGCAACAAUAAAAAAGUUGAAAUUAUUCA
Messenger RNA from Pieris brassicae (large cabbage white), 4551 nucleotides. RefSeq lists its product as uncharacterized. The transcript is spliced from 7 exons. NCBI's taxonomy places the organism in Eukaryota, Metazoa, Arthropoda, Insecta, Lepidoptera, Pieridae. The record is from RefSeq and is a predicted model, not a curated record. The coding region runs from base 221 to 937 and encodes 238 amino acids.